UUCUUCACUUGUCUUUAUGUCCAUAGAUGCCAAAUUGCCAUUGCCCUUACGCACCCCACCACACUCAGUGACAUUCACGAUCUAAGCGCUCCUUCUGUCUCUCUGUCUGUCGCUCUGUCUCUCUCCCCAUUUUUUCAUUCAAUUCUUCACGAUCUCCCCGGAUCACCACAUGACCCUUUCCAUUUGCGUCUCUGCUUCCCAAUCUCCCCCCUCAAUCCCCUCUCUUUCCACCCUUUUCUGAUUGCCUUAUUUCUGGGUAUUUCGCCUUGGGAUUCUUUUUUUUCACAAUUUUUCUCGCCGGGCUGUUUUCUAAUCGCCCAAUUUUGCCUUUUUAAUAAUAAAGUUUGAGUCUUUUUAGGAGGUCUGUAUGUGGGUCUGUGAUUCUUGAUUUGCUUUUGUGCUUGUCUGUUUUCCCAGUUCCGUUAUUCCCUAUUCUCUCUAUUCGCGUGAAAUCUUUUGGUUUGACUUGUGAAUGUCAUUGGCUGCUGGAGGGGCUUCGAGCUCAGAAACCAUGGGGGAUGAGAAGGACAAAGAGGGGACGACGAGUAAAGCCGCCAUUGUUGCUGAUUCGGACGCUGAGACUGACAAUGAGAAUAAGGCUAGCGGGCACAUGAGUGAGGGCUCCUUGUACACUACCGAGGACGAGGAUGAGGACGACGUUGCAAACAAGAUUCAGUUGGGCCCUCAAGUUACUCUCAAAGAACAGAUUGAGAAAGAUAAGGAUGAUGAGAGUUUGAGGAGGUGGAAGGAGCAACUUCUUGGGAGUGUGGAUAUCAACGCUGUCGGAGAAUCUCUGGAUGCGGAAGUUAAAAUCUUGAGCCUUGCAAUUAAAUCGCCUGAUAGACCUGAUAUUGUUCUCCCUAUCCCUGCGGAUGGAAAACCUGAGAGCCCAUGGUUUACGUUGAAAGAAGGGUGUCGUUACAGCCUAGAAUUUACAUUCGAGGUCAACAAUAACAUUGUCUCCGGCCUCAAAUACACAAACGCGGUUUGGAAAACCGGCAUGAAAGUGGAUGGCACGAAAGAAAUGCUCGGGACCUUCAGUCCUCAAGUAGAGCCUUACAAACACGAAAUGCCAGAAGAGACAACCCCUUCUGGCAUGUUUGCAAGGGGAUCAUACUCGGCAAAGACAAAGUUUGUUGAUGAUGACAAUAAGUGCUAUCUGGAGAUCAACUAUACAUUUGAAAUCAAGAAAGAUUGGCCAGCAACAUAAACACUGUUCUUGCUGAAAAUGUUACCUAGAUUGUUCUUGUUUUUUUUUUAAAUGUUGGUUGGUUGUUUAUUUCAUUCCUCUCUGUAAAAUUCUCCGAAAAGGAAAUUAAAAACAGGGAUAGAGGGAGAAAAUCCUUGUGCACUUGCUUUGAACAUUGAAUUGGAUGGUAAAAGUUUUAGCAGUUAGACUCCUUUUUUUUUACUGUUUUUUCUUUCAAUAAAGUUGAGUUUUGGCCCUGCAA
Molecule: messenger RNA, 1451 nt
Organism: Ipomoea triloba (trilobed morning glory)
Lineage: Eukaryota; Viridiplantae; Streptophyta; Magnoliopsida; Solanales; Convolvulaceae
Product: rho GDP-dissociation inhibitor 1-like
Exons: 5
Coding region: 473-1210 (245 amino acids)
Biological process (GO): Rho protein signal transduction
Cellular component (GO): membrane; cytosol; cytoplasm
Molecular function (GO): protein binding; Rho GDP-dissociation inhibitor activity
Source: RefSeq, a predicted model, not a curated record